This is a messenger RNA of Suncus etruscus (white-toothed pygmy shrew), 1285 nucleotides long. It is a transcript of the gene TRMT10B, whose product is annotated as tRNA methyltransferase 10B. Bases 53 to 955 code for a protein of 300 amino acids. Gene Ontology annotation, molecular function: tRNA binding. The transcript is spliced from 8 exons. Gene Ontology annotation, biological process: tRNA N1-guanine methylation. Gene Ontology annotation, cellular component: nucleoplasm; nucleus. Lineage: Eukaryota; Metazoa; Chordata; Mammalia; Eulipotyphla; Soricidae. The record is from RefSeq and is a predicted model, not a curated record.
ACUAAGCACAUGAACUGGGAACUGAAAAACCUUACCUGUAAAACAGUUACCCAUGCAGGAGCCAGAAGACCUCCAAUGGGACUCAGAGGAAGAGAGUGUCUUGGAAAGCUUCAAACUACUGCAGAUCGAUGUGGGGUGUGACCAGCAGGAGGGAGAGGCCCUGCCCACAAGCAGUGCACCAUGGUGCUCGAAAAAUGUUCGGAGAAAACAGAGACACUGGGAAAAGAUAGUGGCAGCAAAGAAGAGCAAAAGGAAGCAAGAAAAGGAAAGAAGAAAAGCCAAUCGUGGAGAAAAUCCAGGUAUCUGUCCUCAGCACAGCAAACGUUUUCUGAGAGCCUUAGCCAAAGAGAGACUUUUGGAAGCUAAACAUUCAGGACCAAGACUCUGCAUUGAUUUGAGUAUGACCCACCACAUGUCAAAGAAAGAAUUAAGCAGACUGGCUGGCCAGAUCAGAAGAAUAUAUGGUUCAAAUAAAAAAGUUGACAGACCGUUUUGGAUUUGCCUCACAGGAUUCACAACAGACAGUGCCCUGUAUGAAGAGUGUCUGAGGAUGAAUGAUGGGUUUUCUAAUUAUCUUCUGGACAUAACAGAAGAAGACUGCUUUAGUGUUUUUCCUCUAGAAACCCUGGUAUACCUGACUCCUGACUCCGAACAUGCUCUUGAAGACAUUGAUCCAAACAAAGUUUACAUCCUUGGUGGACUUGUAGACGAAAGCAUUCAGAAAAAAGUAACAUUUCAAAAAGCCCAAGAGCACUCAGUCAAAACAGCUCGCUUGCCAAUCCAGGAGUACAUGGUCAAGAACCAGAAUGAGAAAAACUAUCAUUCGGAGAUAUUGGCAAUCAAUCAAGUAUUUGAUAUCCUGUCCACUUAUUCUGAGACUCAAAACUGGCCAGAAGCAUUGAAAAAAGGAGUCUCCUCCAGAAAAGGCUAUGUUCUUCAAAACCCAACAGAAUGACAACAUCCAAGAUCAUAGCUGCAGGAAGGAAGGUGCUGGAACAGCCUUGACCAAAGAGCAGAGGGUGGCAGCAGUGUAUUUUGCCUUUACUUGCUAUUAUGGCUCUUCACUAGGCUGUAAAUUACAAAUAACAGGGACCACAUUUUAUGCUCUUUUGUAUCUCCCAUAGUGCCUAGCCUGCAGGAAGUGCCCAGAUGUUGACUAGUUAAAGUUUUCCUAAUGAGGGAUUAACCCUAAAAUGUCAUGACUGGAUGCUAAUUCAUCUUUUGUACACUUAUUUAUGAAAAAUCUAUUACUCUUAUUAAAUUAUCAAGAAUAUAAUUUUUGAUA